Molecule: messenger RNA, 465 nt
Organism: Paramuricea clavata
Lineage: Eukaryota; Metazoa; Cnidaria; Anthozoa; Malacalcyonacea; Plexauridae
Source: the annotation of a GenBank genome assembly
AUGUUUUGCGCCCUCAAUGGACAACAUUAUGCACUCGCCUGCUUUCAUGUUGGUUGUGCAACUGAUGAAAACCGUUUAAACGCCGCAUUCAAUAAAGUAGAAGAUGUUCAGAUGAUGCGCAAUUCACUUCAAGCUUAUGAAAGUUAUGCAAAGAAACAGCAAUAUUAUUUUACACAAGGCAAUACAGAGAACGACAAUAAGCCCAUCUUAUUUGGAGACGAUGGAACAGACUGCACGCGUCUUGGUGGUUUUGACAAUUAUCAUUUUGACAACGAAUGCAUUUUGUCUCUAAAAGUUUUGCAUGGCGUUAAAAUUGAUUGCAAAAUAGCGGAUACAACUUCUCCUGAUUGGGAUAGUAUAUGGGAUGAAUUGUAUGAGAGUGAUAGUAAUCCAGUGGAAGUGGAGAAAACCGGUUUUUCAUCGGCGUUAACCCGUGGCUAUAUUGUUCCUUGUGAUUUUAGUUAA